UCUGAAGUCACCUUUCCUCAUAGGUGGAACCUUCCAAUUAUGAUAUAGCAAAGUUAAGGGGAAAUUGUUAUAGCAAGAUAAAAAGAAUGAAAAUGGGAAUUGUGGAGGAAGCACACAACGUGAAGAUUGUGGGAUCAGGCAUGCGUUUCAUAGUUUUGGCUCAUGGUUUUGGCACUGACCAAUCAGUGUGGAAACACCUUGUACCUCACCUUCUUGAGGAUUUUCGAGUUGUUCUCUAUGAUAACAUGGGAGCCGGCACCACUAACCCGGACUACUUCGAUUUCGAACGUUACUCAACUCUAGAAGGCUAUGCACAUGAUUUACUUGCCAUUUUGAAGGAGCUACAAAUCAAUUCCUGCAUCUUUGUUGGUCACUCUGUUUCUGCCAUGAUUGGUGUUAUUGCUUCUGUUUAUCGCCCUGAUGUCUUCUCUAAGAUCGUCAUGCUCUCUGCAUCCCCUAGGUAUUUGAAUGAUGCGGAUUACUAUGGAGGAUUUGAGCAGGAGGAUUUGGACCAAUUAUUCAAUGCAAUGAAGUCCAAUUACAAAGCAUGGUGCUUGGGGUGGGCCCCCCUAUGUGUGGGUGGAGACAUGGAAUCUGUGGCAGUGCAAGAGUUUAGCCGAACCUUGUUCAAUAUGAGGCCAGACAUAGCACUAAGCGUGUUGCAUACAAUUUAUCAAUGUGACAUGAGGCAAAUUCUGAGGUUUGUCACAGUACCUUGCCAUAUUGUACAGAGUAUGAAGGAUAUGGCAGUUCCGGUGGUGGUUUCAGAGUAUCUUCAUCAACACCUCGGCGGUCAGUCCAUUGUGGAGGUUAUGUCAUCAGACGGCCAUUUGCCGCAGCUGAGCUCACCUGACAUUGUUGUUCCGGUGCUUCUCAAACACAUUCAGCAUGAUAUUGCAGCUGGAUUGUAACUGAUGAUUUUGGUGUAGUAAGAUCAUCAUAUUGCAGCUUCAGGAAAAUCUCUCUCUUAUUGAUAGG
This is a messenger RNA of Neltuma alba, 978 nucleotides long. Its product is annotated as probable esterase D14L. The transcript has 2 exons. Lineage: Eukaryota; Viridiplantae; Streptophyta; Magnoliopsida; Fabales; Fabaceae. Bases 87 to 911 code for a protein of 274 amino acids. The record is from RefSeq and is a predicted model, not a curated record.